AUGUCAAGCAUGAAAGCCCUUGCUGUCACAAAGUUUGGCGAGCCAGCUAGGCUGAUCGAGAGACCCAUUCCUAUACCAGGCCCUGGAGAGGUUCUGCUUAAGGUUGUUGCUGUUGGAUGGAUCGUGACUGCUCUCGGCCCCGAGAAUAACGGCGUUGAUCUGCAGAUCGGGGAUCUUAUCUUCGGGCAAAGCAACCACGGAAAGCGAACUGCCGACCAGUCCGGUCUCCAGGAGUUCUGCCUCCUCGACACUUGCGCCACGGCCAAGAUCCCAUCAGGCUUCACUGCCGACCAUGGGGCCAGUCUUCCCAGCAAUGCCGUGGCUGCUUUUUGGGCCCUCUUCAACCAAUCAGCUCUUGGUCUGCCCCCGCCAUUUAACACCGACUCAGUCCAGGAUCAGCAUAUUGAAGGGAAUUGCAUCGUGGUCAUAGGCGGCGGAUCCAACUGCGGCCGCUACGCCGUCCAGUUCGCCUCUCUAUCUGGUUUAUUCUCAACCAUUGUCGCCGUCGCGGGACCGAGGCACGGCGCAGCCCUUCGUUCCUUCGGGGCUACACAUAUUGUGGACCGGCACGGCGACGAGUCCGAAGUCAUAGACAGCAUCCGAGAUAUUGUUGGUGAUGAUUGUAUGUAUGUUGUAGAUGCCGUCAAUCACGAGCAUACGCUGGGCGUGGCGUGUCUGUCAAACUCCAGACAGGGGAGGAUGGCGACAUUGUGCCCAGGGGAGGCGGAUCUGUCGAGAAUUCCCGACAAGAAGGCGGGAUUUACAAAGGUCUUCUCGUCAGGAGCGUCUCAGAACUCACCGGACCUGGCGAGGGGAUUUUGGACUGCUUUGCCUGGGUGGCUCAAGAGUGGGCAGGUCAAGGCUCUAGAAUGGGAUGUGAUUAAGGGGCUCGAGGAGGCGGCAAUAAAUGCUGUUUGGGAUCUGUACAGAGAUGGCAGAGCUCCAAAGAACCAGGUACAUGUUCAUAUCUAG
This is a messenger RNA of Fusarium musae, 972 nucleotides long. RefSeq lists its product as uncharacterized. The coding region runs from base 1 to 972 and encodes 323 amino acids. Gene Ontology annotation, molecular function: oxidoreductase activity, acting on NAD(P)H. The transcript has 2 exons. NCBI's taxonomy places the organism in Eukaryota, Fungi, Ascomycota, Sordariomycetes, Hypocreales, Nectriaceae. The record is from RefSeq and is a predicted model, not a curated record.